AUUGCUUCGUUAAUGUUGGCGUCACCGCUAAACAGUUCUUCCGUUGAUCGAGGCAAGAGGAUUUGGGCUUCGGUAGUUUUUUAAAUUCGCUGGAAGCGUCUUUCACGGACACGGUGUUAUUGUGCACCAAAUUGAUGAUUUGAUAGUGCCAGGGCGAGUGAUAGUGCAAUAAAAAAAUUGAUUUAUUGUGAAACAAAAUGUCAACGAAGGCAACGAAGAAGAGCACAGCGGCGAGUUCGAGUAGCAACGUGCAGUCGUCACAAUUCAGCACGUCAACGCCGAUCGGCCAGCGGCCAGGGAGUCCUUUGAGUCCGACCCGUUAUUCACGUCUUCAGGAAAAGCAAGAUUUACAGAAUCUAAAUGAUCGGUUGGCUUGCUACAUUGACAAAGUACGACAUUUGGAAACCGAGAAUUCGAGACUUACGCGGGAGGUACAGACGACCCAGGAGACUAUCACCCGCGAAGUAUCUAAUAUAAAAUCUAUGUACGAGCAUGAAUUGUCCGAUGCAAGGAAACUAUUGGAUGACACUGCGAGAGAACGAGCAAAGUUAGAAAUUGAUACCAAACGGUUAUGGGAUAAUAACGAGGAGCUCAAGUCCACAUUAGAUAAAAAGUUAAUGGACUUACAAGUUGCUGAAAGAAAUUCAUUAUUAUAUGAAACACGCUAUAAUGAUUUACAAUCACAAUAUAAUCAGUGUCAAGCAGAACGUAAAAAGGAUACUGAGAGGAGAAAUGAAUUAGAACAAGAAGUAGAGAAAUUGAAGGCAUUGUUAGAAGAUUCCCGUAAACAUCUGGGAGAAGAAACUCUACAACGUAUUGUUCUUGAAAAUAAUAUUCAAAGUUUAAAGGAAGAUAUUAGCUUUAAAGACCAAAUGUAUCAACAGGAAUUAACGGAAACACGAACAAAGAGACAGAUUGAAAUCUCUGAAAUAGAUGGUCGUCUUGCUGAGGAAUAUGAAGCUAAAAUGCAAAAAUCUUUGCAUGAAUUACGAGAUCAAUAUGAAGCUCAGAUGCGAGCUAAUAGAGAAGAAAUUGAAUUGUUAUAUGAAAAUAAAAUUAAAAAUUUGGCAGCCCAUGCCCAACGUAACAGUGGAGCAGCAAGUUUAGCUGUUGAGGAAUUAAGGCAAACAAGAACAAGGAUUGAUACACUUAAUCAAAGAAUCAAUGAAUUGGAAGCAUCAAAUAAUGCUUUUAGUGCACGAAUAAGGGAUUUAGAAAAUUUACGUGAAAAUGAGAAGGCCCGUCAUGCAGAAAAUGUAGCAUCUUUGGAAGCAGAGCUAGCACGUAUACGUGAUGAAAUGGCUCAACAAAUACAAGAAUAUCAAGAUCUUAUGGAUAUCAAGGUUGCUCUUGAUUUGGAAAUUGCAGCAUAUCGAAAACUUUUGGAAUCUGAAGAAGCCAGAUUAAACAUCAUGCCUGUACAGUCAAGUUCAACAGCGUCUAGUGGCAGGACUACUCCUUCAAGACACACGCCAUUAAGAGGUGGAAAACGAAAACGCACUUUGUUAGAGGAAAGUGAAGAACGUAGUAGUACUGAUUAUAGUGUAUCUGGAACAUCUAGAGGGGACAUAGAAAUUACAGAAGCUGAUCCUCAAGGACGAUUUGUCAAACUCACCAAUAAAGGCAAUAAAGAAAUAGGACUUAGUGGUUGGCAAAUUAUUCGUAAAGCUAGUUCUCUGGAAACAGUAUUUAAGUUCCAUCGUACUGCAAAAUUAGAAGCAGGUGCAACUGUAAUGGUGUGGUCUGCUGAUAUUGGUGCUACCCAUGAACCACCAUCAAAUAUUGUUAUGAAAGGCCAAAAAUGGUUUACAUCAGAUGUUAUGACAACUACACUUCUUAACAACGACGGCGAAGAAAUAGCUACUUCAGAGUGUAAAAGACAACAAUUGUCUACAUCUCUAUCCCGACAUAGGGAAAACUUGGGUUUUCGACCUUCGGAAGAACUUCACCAUCAACAGAGAAGAUAUCUCUACCCAUAUUAAGUGGGCGAGCGAACGGUUCUGAUGGGUCAAUUUAUGGUGAUCCUCAAGGAGAAGAAUUUUGUCGCCUUAUGUGAAAAUAAGUCCACAAAAUAAUUUCAAGAAUUCUAACAGCACGUUUUUAAAAAUGCUUAAAAAAAGGUACACAGAAAAAGCACGAGAGAAUUUGGUUUAGAAAUCAAAUCUCAGAAAUUUCAUUAAUAUAAAGAAUUCAUAUAAAGUUUCGAAUGAUAUAUUUUGCUUAAGAAAACAAUAAAGAAGAGAUUAAAAACAGAAUUCACGACACAUGUUAGUACUUUAUAUUUAUAGAGAUAUGUACUACAUAUGAGAAAAUAUUCUGUAAUAUAAUGUUUAAAUCAAACUUAAUGAAGAGUUUCAUGAAGAUCGAAACGAUUAUUGCAUUUACAUAUUUGCACUUCGUACAAAACUUAUUUGUCUGUUAUAUCAGAGUUGCUGCUUUAUUGAAUAAGAAGCACGAAUAAUCUUUUCAACAAAUAACUAUUUUUGGCGUACCAUUUAUUUCUACCUAGUCGUUAUCGUGCCUUUUUAAAUGUAAAAGAAAGAGAUCUUUUUUCUUAGUAGGUAGUAGUAUUUAUUUUUAAGUACAAACCCGGAUGCAAUAGGAGCAUGAUGCCCGCCGUAUAUAAUAUUCAGAUUGAUUCGUUUGACAGGAAAAUAUUUUCUGAUAUGUAUACUGAGUUUUCUAUUAAUUAAUAAGACAAGUAAAAAAAUGGAACUAUGUUUAUUGCAAAAUGUAUCAGCUCCGCCAUCCGGAACAUCAUUUUGUUAAUUGUAUUCGACUUUAUACCAUUUAUACAAGUAAUAAAAAUCUAUAAUUAACCAUA
This is a messenger RNA of Bombus huntii, 2824 nucleotides long. Its product is annotated as lamin Dm0-like. Bases 198 to 1982 code for a protein of 594 amino acids. NCBI's taxonomy places the organism in Eukaryota, Metazoa, Arthropoda, Insecta, Hymenoptera, Apidae. The record is from RefSeq and is a predicted model, not a curated record. The transcript has 9 exons.